Wyeomyia smithii (pitcher-plant mosquito) is the source of this 1866-nucleotide messenger RNA. It is a transcript of the gene TyrRS, whose product is annotated as tyrosine--tRNA ligase, cytoplasmic. The transcript is spliced from 2 exons. The record is from RefSeq and is a predicted model, not a curated record. Gene Ontology annotation, molecular function: ATP binding; tyrosine-tRNA ligase activity; tRNA binding. Gene Ontology annotation, biological process: tyrosyl-tRNA aminoacylation. The coding region runs from base 139 to 1719 and encodes 526 amino acids. Lineage: Eukaryota; Metazoa; Arthropoda; Insecta; Diptera; Culicidae.
CGCCCCCACUUCUGCUGUUUUCAUUCACGAAUUGGACACCUCAUCCAACCAUCGCGAGCGAGUGUGUUAAAGUUGCUUCGACUAGUUCGGGGAAAAUUUAUCAAUAACCAGUGGCCCGUGCAGAAGAAAUCCAGCAAAAUGACGGCUUUAACUUGGGAGGAAAAAGAACAGCUGAUAACGCGCAAUCUACAGGAGGUUCUCGGGCAGGAUAACAUGCGUACCAUUCUGAAAGAGCGCGACCUAAAAAUAUAUUGGGGCACAGCCACCACCGGUAAGCCGCACAUUGCCUAUUUCGUACCGAUGUCCAAAGUGGCCGAUUUUCUGAAGGCUGGCUGUGAAGUUACGAUUUUGUUCGCCGACUUACAUGGAUAUCUCGAUAACAUGAAGGCUCCGUGGUCAUUGCUGCAAGAACGAACAAAGUACUAUGAAGCCGUUAUUAAGGCAAUGUUGACGUCCUUGGAAGUUCCGCUGGAGAAGCUAAAGUUCGUACGCGGAACAGACUAUCAACUGUCCAAGGAAUACACGUUGGAUGUCUACAAACUAUCGUCGGUGGUAACGCAGCACGAUGCCAAGAAGGCAGGAGCCGAGGUAGUCAAACAGGUUGAGCAUCCGCUGCUGUCCGGUAUUUUGUAUCCAGGUUUGCAAGCUUUGGACGAAGAGUACCUAAAAGUAGAUGCUCAAUUCGGGGGUGUGGAUCAGCGUAAAAUUUUCACCUUUGCGGAGAAAUAUUUGCCCCAGCUGGGAUAUGCCAAGCGAGUACAUCUGAUGAAUCCGAUGAUUCCAGGGUUGACUGGAGGUAAGAUGUCUUCCAGUGAAGAUGAUUCUAAAAUAGAUCUUCUCGACAGUGCCGCCAAGGUGAAGUCCAAAAUUAAAAAAGCUUUUUGCGAACCCGGUAACAUUGAAGACAACGGAUUGCUGAAGUUUGUUAAACAUGUCAUUUAUCCGAUGUUUAAAGCCGGUGAGGGAUUUGAAAUUAAGCGGAAGCCUGAUUUCGGCGGAGAUCUUAAAUUCGAAACCUACGAAUCUUUAGAAGCAAGCUUCGCGUCCCAAGAGUUGCAUCCCGGUGAUCUGAAGGGGGCGGUGGAAAUCUACAUAAAUCGUUUGUUGGAGCCUAUUCGCAAGAUAUUCGAUGAUGAGUUUCAUCGCCAGCUUUCGGAACGGGCUUACCCAACGGGGGCGAAGGCAGGCGGUAAAAAAGCGACCACGCAGCAAGUUGCAGGUGAAAAUACACCCGACAAGGUUGAGCUUAAAGUGGGCCAAAUAGUAGAAGCGGUUAAACAUCCGGACGCCGACAGUCUUUGCAUCCUGAGUGUGGAUAUUGGAGGCGAGACAAAGAAAAGCAUCGUAAGCAAUCUGAUGGCCUAUUACGCGUUGGAAGAUUUGAAAAACCGGUCGGUUGUUACACUAACAAACAUGAAAUCAUCGAAAAUCCGUGGAGUAGAAAGCGAGGGACUGGUGUUGUGUGCCUUCAAUGCGGAUAAGUAUGAACCUUUAGCUGUUCCCGAGGGAGCUAAAAUUGGCGAACGUAUUAUUGUGGAAGGUUUCGAUAAUACUAAGGCGGAAGUGGCACAGUUGAAUCCUAAAAAGAAGGUUUGGGAUAAGAUUCAAGCGGAGCUAAAAACCAACUCCGAUGGCGAAGCAAUGUGGAAAGAAUUCUCUCUAUUAACGCUAAAUGGUGAUAAAGUUAGCAGCUCGCUAAAGGGAUGUAAUAUCAAGUAGAGAACUUAAACUUAUCGUCGAGAUUAUGCAUUAAGCUAUCAAUCCUGUGUUCCCCGCUGUUCGGAUUACUGAAAAACGAAAUAUUGUCGGUUAUUUUGAUUGCGCAAGAUAUAUUGCGCAAGAAUAACUCUUCACCAAGCUUUACGU